Molecule: messenger RNA, 1227 nt
Organism: Purpureocillium lilacinum
Lineage: Eukaryota; Fungi; Ascomycota; Sordariomycetes; Hypocreales; Ophiocordycipitaceae
Biological process (GO): carbohydrate metabolic process
Molecular function (GO): hydrolase activity, hydrolyzing O-glycosyl compounds
Source: RefSeq, a predicted model, not a curated record
AUGCGUCUCGAAGCGAGCUCCAUCUUCAUCGCCCUCGGCGGCGGCCUGGUCCGCACCGCCCAGGCCGCCAGCAGCACCGUCCAGCUCGUCAACGACACGGGCUGCGGCUGCUUCCUCACCAACGGCAGCGAGCCAACGUACUACGCCCGGCACAUGUUCUUUGACUUUCGCAGCUUGGGCCAGUACGCGCGCGUGCCGGACAUCAUCACCAACGACACCGUCGCGUCGUACUCACCCCCCACCAGCGACUUCUUCGCCAGCGACCGCUGGAACGACACCUGGCAGGUUCAGGGCUGGAGCAACAGGAACAGUAGCGGCGGUCAUGGCGAAGGCAAAGGGGGUCUCACCGGCGACGCCACGGUGCUGAUGGUCAACUCCCCCAGCAACGUCUACAUCGAGAAGAACAACGACAGCGGCGCCGCGUCGGACACGCACUUGACGCUGCGCACGAAGCGGCUCCAGGGAUUCCAGACGGCGGCCGAGUUCCAGGCGCAGGACUCGCACUACCGCUUCCUCUCGCUGCGGAUGCUGGCCCGCACCGUGGGCGACCCGGGCGCCGUCUCCGCCAUCUUCACCUACCGAGAGGCCCAGUCGCUCACCGACGUGCAAGAGGCCGACAUCGAGAUCCUCACGCGCGGGCCCCGCAACAAGAUCCAGUACACGAACCAGCCGUCGUACCAGGACCAGAGCGGCGGCGGCGACCACAACGGCGACGGCACGGGCGCCGACGGCGACGACCCCAAGGCGACGCGCAACGCGACGAUGCCGCACGGCCUGCGCUGGACCGACUGGGCCGUGCACCGCCUCGACUGGACGCCCCGGCGCAGCGUGUGGUUCGUCGACGGCGUCGAGGUCGCGAGCAUCGACUUCCAGGUCCCGCGCGACGCGUCCGGCCUCAACAUCAACUCGUGGAGCGACGGCGGCCAGUGGAGCGGCAACAUGAGCGUCGGCGGCGAGUCCAAGCUGCAGAUCCAAUGGCUCGAAAUGGUGUUCAACACGACGGACGACGGCGACGCGCGGUCCACGAACAAGCAGCGGAAGCGUGCCGCCGCGGGAGACGCUGGGUGCAAGGUCGUGUGCAGCAUCGACGAGACCAAUCGCACAGGCACCGCAGCCAAGCUCUGGGAGGGCGCCGCCGCCGCGAGGCCCUCGUCGACUGCCGCAUCUACGGUAUUUUGGCUUUUUGCGUGUGCUGUUGGCACGGCGAUGUGGCUGUCGGCAGUUUGA